Molecule: messenger RNA, 2857 nt
Organism: Carlito syrichta (Philippine tarsier)
Lineage: Eukaryota; Metazoa; Chordata; Mammalia; Primates; Tarsiidae
Gene: TM9SF1
Product: transmembrane 9 superfamily member 1
Exons: 6
Coding region: 1025-2584 (519 amino acids)
Biological process (GO): protein localization to membrane
Cellular component (GO): membrane
Source: RefSeq, a predicted model, not a curated record
GGUCAAAGGACAGACACCGUCUCCCUUUGGGGGCCUCUGCACCAGACCUGGCUCUGGCUUGCUUAUCGUCGGGCACCGAACGGUCACUCUGCGGCCAGGGAAGUCUCCAGUACAGGCUCAAGAAGACCUUCUUAUUUAUGCGUUUAUUCUUUUGACGCGGGCCAUUCAUGACAGGUGGGAGAGGUGAGAUUCGGACGGUGGGAGCCUCGCCCCUGCCCAGGUAGGGAGGCCACGAACCGCCUCUCAGGGCUCGGCCUCAGCAGGCGGCGGGCAGUCCCAUCACCCCGCCGGCAAGCGCUUGGGACCCAGGCGCCGCCCGCUCUCCGUGUCCCUAGCCGUCGCUAGGCGCGCGCGGCGGACACCACGCUCAGGUUUGGCCAGCGCCAGUCCCUGGCCCGGAUCUCGCGCUCCAAGUCUUCCCAGCAACAAGCGGGCGGCCAGGCGGAGACUCUCGUCCCGAGGGCGGGUGCGGGUUCUCGCCGCCGGGCUUGGCCCCCUCCCCGGGAAAUCCGCACGGAGAGUGAGAGCAGCGGCAGCAGCGGCUCCGCUCUGGGUCCCAGGAAAGAAGGCGUCCGCAGGGCUACGGAGGUCCCGCCGGGAGGGCGGAAGUGGUAAGACUGACGUGUCCUGGGCUGCCCUCUCGAUCGCCGGGAGGACCCUCCCCGUGGGGACGGGCGAGCCGUGCCUCCUGGGUCUCCAGAGCUGGUCCUGGCCUCUGGCUGGAGAAAGCUCAUUGGGGAGGACUUAGCUGAGCCGAGUGCGGAUCCAGAGUGGCGUGGCCGCAGACACCGCCAUCAGGCGCAGCGGCGGACAACCCCGUGGAGGCCGGUCGCCAGGUCCUCUCCAACUCGCCGCCGCCGCGCCGCUCAGGGGGAGACCCCGGCAGAAGCCCAAGGGCAGCUACGGGGCCGCAGAGGCCGCCGGCACCGCCUCGGCCAGCCCUUCCCGCGCCCUUCCAGUCUGCUCCCCUGAGAAGAUACGUCACAAAAGCCUUAGCCUGGGUGAAGUGCUGGAUGGGGACCGUAUGGCUGAGUCUUUGUAUGAGAUCCGCUUUCGGGAGAAUGCGGAGAAGAAAAUUCUGUGCCACAUGCAGCUCAGUUCUGCACAGGUGGAGCAGCUGCGCCAGGCCAUCGAGGAACUGUACUACUUUGAAUUUGUGGUAGAUGACCUGCCAAUCCGUGGCUUUGUGGGCUACAUGGAGGAGAGCGGCUUCCUGCCACACAGCCACAAGAUAGGACUCUGGACCCAUUUGGACUUCCACCUAGAAUUCCAUGGAGAUCGAAUUAUAUUUGCCAAUGUUUCAGUGCGGGAUGUCAAGCCCCACAGCUUGGAUGGGUUACGACCUGAUGAGUUCUUAGGCCUUACUCACACUUAUAGCGUGCGCUGGUCUGAGACUUCGGUGGAGCGUCGGAGUGACCGGCGCCGUGGUGAUGAUGGUGGUUUCUUUCCCCGAACACUGGAAAUCCAUUGGUUGUCCAUCAUCAACUCCAUGGUACUUGUAUUUUUACUGGUGGGUUUUGUGGCUGUCAUUCUAAUGCGUGUGCUACGGAAUGACUUGGCUCGGUACAACUUGGAUGAGGAGACUGCCUCUGGAAGUUCUGGUGAUGACUUUGACCAGGGUGACAAUGGCUGGAAAAUUAUCCAUACAGAUGUCUUCCGCUUCCCUCCAUAUCGUGGUCUGCUCUGUGCUGUGCUUGGCGUGGGUGCCCAGUUCCUGGCCCUUGGCACUGGCAUUAUUGUCAUGGCGCUGCUGGGCAUGUUCAAUGUGCACCGUCAUGGGGCCAUUAACUCGGCAGCCAUCUUGUUGUAUGCCCUGACCUGCUGCAUCUCUGGCUACGUGUCCAGCCACUUCUACCGGCAGAUCGGAGGCGAACGUUGGGUGUGGAACAUCAUUCUCACCACCAGUCUCUUCUCUGUGCCUUUCUUCCUGACGUGGAGUGUGGUGAACUCGGUGCAUUGGGCCAAUGGUUCAACACAGGCUCUGCCAGCCACGACCAUCCUGCUACUUCUGACGGUUUGGCUGCUGGUGGGCUUUCCCCUCACCGUCAUUGGAGGUAUCUUCGGGAAGAACAACGCUAGCCCCUUUGAUGCACCUUGUCGCACCAAGAACAUCGCCCGGGAGAUCCCACCCCAGCCCUGGUACAAGUCUACUCUCAUCCACAUGACUGUUGGAGGCUUCCUGCCUUUCAGUGCCAUCUCUGUGGAGCUGUACUACAUCUUUGCCACAGUAUGGGGUCGGGAGCAGUACACUUUGUAUGGCAUCCUCUUCUUUGUCUUCGCCAUCCUGCUGAGUGUGGGGGCUUGCAUCUCCAUUGCACUCACCUACUUCCAGUUGUCUGGGGAGGAUUACCGCUGGUGGUGGCGAUCAGUACUAAGUGUUGGCUCCACUGGCCUCUUCAUCUUCCUCUACUCGGUUUUCUACUAUGCCCGGCGCUCCAACAUGUCUGGGGUGGUACAGACAGUAGAGUUCUUUGGCUACUCCUUACUCACUGGUUAUGUCUUCUUCCUCAUGCUGGGCACCAUCUCCUUUUUUUCUUCCCUAAAGUUCAUUCGUUAUAUAUAUGUAAACCUCAAGAUGGACUGAGUUCUGGAUGGCAGAACUAUUGCUCUUUUCUCCCUUUCUUCACCCCUCCACUGAGCUCUCCCACCAGCUUCUCUUUUGAUUGAGUGACUCAAUUGUGUGAUGGCAUUGUUGCCUUCCCCUUUGCCCUUUGGGCUGCUUUUCCCAGAGAGGGCCUGCAAAUUAUAAAUCUCUAUUAUAUAAGGAGUAUAUAUUUGAACUUUUUAAGUUGCCUUUAGCUUUUGGUCCUGAUUUUUCUUUUUACAAUUAUCGAAAUAAAAUUUAUUAAGAAAAAGG